Molecule: messenger RNA, 1491 nt
Organism: Insectozyma verbasci
Lineage: Eukaryota; Fungi; Ascomycota; Pichiomycetes; Serinales; Debaryomycetaceae
Source: the annotation of a GenBank genome assembly
AUGAUUACAAUUAUAUUUACAUUCAUUUAUUUCAUAUAUAGAUGUGUUUCACGUGUAAAUGAUAUUAAUCAGUUAUUAGACACGUCAAAAUUAGAUACAACCAAGAAUUUUCCAAAUUUAAUUGAACCAAUUUCGAAGAAUAAAAUUUAUGGCGUCUCAUUAGGCGGUUGGCUAGUUAGCGAACCCUGGAUCACACCUGAGCUAUAUGAAAACAUAACUGACGAGUUUGGAAAUAUACCGCUUGAUGAAUAUAGUCUUUGUUUGAAAUUAGGAAAAGAUAAAUCAGAAACAUAUUUAAAUAACCAUUAUUCAACCUUUAUUAAAGAAUCAGAUUUUGAAACAAUUUCAAAAAUGAACCUAAAUUUAAUUAGAAUACCUAUUGGAUAUUGGGCUUUUGGGUUAUUAAAAGAUGAUCCAUAUAUUAAAGGAAUACAAGAAAAGUAUUUAGAUUUAGCCAUUGAAUGGAGUAAGAAAUAUAAUUUAAAAAUUCAAAUUGGUUUGCAUGCAAUGCCAGAAUCACAAAAUGGAUUUGAUAAUUCAGGUAAAACUACAGAUAAUCCAAAAUGGUUAUCAAACCGAAAGAAUGUGAGAUUAUCAUACAAAAUAAUUGAUUAUGUUUUAUUAAAGUAUGGAAAUAAUUCAAACGUACAUUCAAUUCAAGUUGUAAAUGAACCAUUGGGGAUAAAAAUAAAUCAAAAAAGACUAAUUAAAUUUUAUUCUGAUAUGAUUGAGAAGUUUGUAAACCUAAAAUUAUCUGCUAAGUUGGUAUUUCAUGAUGCGUUUUAUAAUAUGGAAUCAUUUGAAAAUUUUUAUCCAAAUACUUAUAUUUUAGAUCAUCAUUUAUACGAAAUAUUCACCGAUUGGCAAAUUAAUUCUAAUUUACAAGAACAUUUAAAUCAUGUGGAUGUAAAUGGUGAAAGUUUGAGUAAAACUGGUCAAUAUUCAAUUGUUGGGGAAUUUUCAGGUGCUUUAACUGAUUGUACAAAAUAUAUAAAUGGAGUUGGUAAAGGAUCAAGGUGGGAUGGAACAUUUUAUAAUCAAGUACAUCCAGAAAGAACAUGCAAAGAUAAUGAUGAAUUAAUGAAAAAUGAUAUAAAACUUUUUUUAAGAAAACAAUUCUACACAUAUGAAGAAAAAGGUAAUGGUUGGAUUUUCUGGACCUAUAAGACAAAUAAUAAAAAUAAUUCAUUAGGCUGGGAUUUUAAAAGACUAUAUGAAAAUGAUAUGUUACCUGAUCCAUUGAUGAGAUAUAAUAAUAAGAUUAAAAGAGAUGAUGAACAUGAUGAAGUAGAACAUAGAAAAACAUUAAAAAAAGUAGAAGAUGUCUUUGAUAUUGAUUAUGAUUUGGGUAUAAGAAAGACCAUUAAAUUGUCUAAAUCAGGAGGGAAUGCAAUUAAGUCCACAGCGUUAAUUGUACUUGUAGAUUGUUAUAUUUGUAUAUUUUUGGUAAUAAUUUUUGCAAUUUUCUUCAUAAAUUAUCUAACAUUUUAA